ACGUUGUGCUAAACACGUCCUGUUUGAUUGAUGAAAUAAUCAAAUCAAAUAUUUAUUUGCAAAAUCAUUUACAUGUCCAUUGCCAAGUAACUUGUCGUAGGUUACACAGCUUUAUACAACAUCAUAAUACAGGAAUAUAUAAUAUAAACCAGUUUUCAGAUAAUCUAGUUAAACCGAGUGAAGGUUAUGAACAAACAAUGGAAUUUUAUCCUGGAAUAUCAAAUGGAAGACCAAAGAAUCCUGAUUAUUCCAUGACAACGGAAAGAUUGGCAACGUUCAAAACCUGGUCACCAAAUGGGAUCGUUAUUGAAGAACUCUCAAAGGCUGGAUUUUAUGCUACAGGACGCCAAGACUCUGUAAGAUGCUUUUACUGCGGAGGAGGAAUGCAACACUGGCAACAGGAUGAUGAUCCUUGGAUCGAACAUGCUACACAUUUCCCAGAUUGUGACUAUUUGAAGCUAUGUGUAGGGGAAGAGUUUAUAAAAAGGGCACAGUAUGAGAAUGAAAAAGUAACACAGGAAUCUUCAUGCGAACACAUGAAAAAACGUCUUGUUCCUGACCAGCUGAUAGAAGAUCUGAAUAGUAAGGCAUCUUUGCUUCUUAUGGACAAAGGGUACAAGCAAGAGGAUGUUGAACAUGCGAUUGAAAGAGCAAGAGAAAAGCAUGGUUAGUUAAACUUGUGAGAU
Molecule: messenger RNA, 686 nt
Organism: Mercenaria mercenaria
Lineage: Eukaryota; Metazoa; Mollusca; Bivalvia; Venerida; Veneridae
Product: baculoviral IAP repeat-containing protein 3-like
Exons: 4
Coding region: 198-671 (157 amino acids)
Biological process (GO): negative regulation of apoptotic process; regulation of cell cycle
Cellular component (GO): spindle microtubule; cytoplasm; nucleus
Molecular function (GO): cysteine-type endopeptidase inhibitor activity involved in apoptotic process
Source: RefSeq, a predicted model, not a curated record